Sordaria macrospora k-hell is the source of this 1911-nucleotide messenger RNA. The record is from RefSeq and is a predicted model, not a curated record. Lineage: Eukaryota; Fungi; Ascomycota; Sordariomycetes; Sordariales; Sordariaceae.
AUGUCAUCAACCUUGUCGUCGUCACAGGCGGCCGUAGCUGAGCUAGAGAAGGGCCUCGGGGAAAUGCAAAACCUGAAACCGCCUGGCGUCUCUGGUUCAAAGAUCAGUAGCCUCACCCAGCUGUGCCUGAACAACGUCCAGCACGAAUCACAGCUGGUCCAGAAGUUGUAUACUCAUUACAAGAAAACACCAAACACUCACAAGCUGGGCGUCCUGUACGUCGUAGAUUCAGUAGCCCGCAAGUGGCUGGAUCAGGCAAAGGCCCGCGGACAGCCCGUCACCCUCGGUGCCCCGGAUGGCACCUAUGCUGCCGGUGUCCAUAGAGUGACCGAACUUAUGCCCAUGUUCAUGAACGCCAUCAUCUCAUCGGCCCCCGAGGAUCAAAAGGAGAAGAUUAAGAAGCUUGUCGAUAUUUGGGAUAAGGGCCAAACAUUCCCUCCCGAUAUGGUCAACACCUUCAAGCAGAAGUUGAAUGCCCAUCAACAACAACAAAAUGUCUCGACAACACCACCUGGUAGUCCUCCUCCUAACCCGCUGGGUUUCUUACAGGCACAGGCCGCUAGCAGACCUGCCCCUACGCCGACAACUUCUACCACAAUGCCGCCCAAUAUCCUGGAGACCCUAGCAAAUCUCGCCCGCUUGAAUGCGAAUGCGGCUCAAAGCAAUCCCAGCGCGGCCACCCCUGCUCCCGCCCCGGCCGUAACUGCGGCUGUAGCCCCCUCUCCGGUACAUAUGGGAGUCCCUCAGAUUCCUCCCAUUACUUCUUCCACGCCGCAUUUGUUUCCCAGUGCUGGCCAACCCAGUAACGGAGCAUUGCCAGCCGGAUAUCUCCCCGGUGUGGGCCACUCGGGCAUGUCGUACUUGCCAGCAUCGCAGCCGGUGGUGCAGUCGAUGAACAUGCCACCGACGAUGCCAUUUGGUUUCCAAGCUCCGGCCGCACAACCAGCUCAGCCUGCCCAAGUCCCAGCAGUGACCCCUGUUGCGAAUCCCGCUGGAACUGCCCAGCUGAUCAGUGCCCUUGUUGCCCAGGGCGUGGCUUACGACAAGAUUGCAACUAUAAUACAGACGCUGGGUCAAGGGAAUGGCAGCGCCCUGACAGCACCUCCCCAGCCCGUCGCUCAACCCCCAUAUCCUGGGUAUGCGGCUCCUCCGCCUGCUGGCGGUGUAUCCGCUGCCCCUGCAUGGGAGCCCGUGAGACAUGAUGAAUCACGUGAUUGCAAUGGCUAUCGUGAUGGGAUGAGGUCUCCAAACAGGCCCCGGGGUCGCUCUCGCUCACGCUCGCCGAGGCGCUGGGAUGUCAGGGGGUCGCCUCGAUCCCGCGGUAAUGACCGUUUUGGUUAUGGACGAAGCACCCCGCCCCGUGGCCGUCCAGAUGAUCGCGGUAGAGACCGGGAUGUGCGCAUUCCUGACUACCGCCAGCGGUCGCCCCCAACUGACUACCAGACUGGAAUCAGCGUCAUUCCUAUUCACAAGCUUACCGAAGCCGACCGUAAAUGGAUGCUGACGGCGCCUUAUGGCGGAAGUGGUGGCCAACCUAUUACCACCGGUCUUGUGGUCGAGGAGCCAGAUAUCGAGAUAGGCGCAGGUGUCUCAUCAAAAGCUAUCAGUCGACGUAUGCAGACAGACAAAGGGGGUAACCAUGGCCCCAAGUCAAGCCGCCGAGAUGAUGAGCCCCAGCAUCCUAACGGCAACGCAGGAGGACCGCCUCCUGCCGGUAAUCGCUGGCGGCAUGGUCGCGAGAAGCACCGGAACAACAGUGGCGAUGACAGACGCGGUGACCGCAAUGACAAGAGCGCAGCGAACGAUGACCCGAUCGUGAUGGGCUUGCCUGGCAACAUCACCGUUGGACCGAAUGGCAUCAACUUCCCUCCCAACUAUGCCUUCUCUUCAAACAGUACAGCGAAUAACUAA